Molecule: messenger RNA, 3860 nt
Organism: Sycon ciliatum
Lineage: Eukaryota; Metazoa; Porifera; Calcarea; Leucosolenida; Sycettidae
Exons: 8
Coding region: 110-922 (270 amino acids)
Biological process (GO): positive regulation of transcription by RNA polymerase II
Cellular component (GO): nucleus
Molecular function (GO): protein binding; transcription cis-regulatory region binding
Source: RefSeq, a predicted model, not a curated record
UUUAUCUCCUGUUUUGUUUUAGUAUAAGUUUUAGAUUUUCUGCAGUACAAUUCAUACUGACUACUGAUUCUUUGCUUUUCGUAAGAACACAAAACCUUUGACUGCCAAGAUGCCUUCACCUAAAUUUCAUAUGAAGUACCAUUCAGAAGAUGUUCUUGUGUCCUCUGACGGACGCGAAAUGACCAGACUACUUCCCUCUGCUACCGGCCGGAAACCAACCAAACCUGCCGCCGCCGCUGCCUCUCAAACUCAGCCUGCAGCAAAAUCGCAACGAGAUCUUGAAGAAACUGUGAAGAAAUUUGCUGAUGCAGUUUCUGAGAAAGGACGAGCGAUGUAUGAGAUAUGGGCUUUGGUGUUCAACGUCCUUCAUCUCCUGCACAGUACUGGAGCAGAGAGAGUUAGAUGGACACCACCUGGUUGUUCAUUCCCAUACUCCCACACACUAGGAGUCACGAUGAUAGUUAUUCUCUGUCAUUGUGGUGAACAUUUGGGUUACGAAAUGUUGCAAGGUCUUGUCGACUAUAUUCUUCACUUCAAGACAGUUGAUGUCAAUGAAGAAGAAGAUAAGACCAAAGCCAACUGGACUCUCUUACACCAUUGUGCAAUGACAGACAAUGCACGUUUAGCUAAACUGCUCAUCGAACGCGGCGCUUGCCUCAACGCACAGACCAGCAGGUUCCGAUGGACUCCACUGCACUGGGCAGUCAUGCUGAACAAGAUCAAUUUUGUCAAGGUGAUACUGUCACAUGACAGUGACAGUGUCACCUUGGAUACCACACUGCUUGACUGGGAUGAUGCCACAGCAUUGGACCUAGCAAAGUACUAUCAUCGUGAUGAAUGUGUGAAGCUUCUCACACAGCAUGAAGCUGACAAGGCAAAGAAGAAAAUUGAGAAGCUAGUGUUGUCAUUAGACGUUGACUGAAGAAGUGUGAAAGCAGCUGUGACGGGCAAGCCUAGUCUGCAUAGCCACAACGGGUGACGUCUACCACUCGUGUGUGUGUGUGUGAGUGUGUGUGUGUGUGUGCGUGCGUGCGCACACGUCUGUGUUUAGAUGCAUGGAAUUUUAGGAAAUUAGUAAACGGACUUCUCGUUUAUAGUUUGCUUCUUGGUUCUUGAAAUAUCUGAUAGAUGUGUUCCAUACAUUCUAUUCGCCAUGCUCUUUACAAAUACAAGGAAAUUUCGUGAAUAAUUUUCAUUGUCGUUGUCGUCUGGUAAACAAAUUAAUUACAUCAUAGCUGAUCGUUGUCCUCCACCUGCCUGCACCGUGAACUUAGCCAGUUUUCGAGACGAUUUUUCCCUGAUGAUAGUCUCAAGAAAAUCGAUUAGGAACAACCAUUUUAGAUACAUGUAUUCUCAUUCAUCAUUUUGUAAUGUCCGCUUCACUUAUACUAUUAAUCGCAUUAAUAAAGUUAUUGUCUCCUCGUCGCCUUUUCAUUUACUUCAAAAGGAGAUAUUCUGCUACUCAGGUUGAUUGCCUGAACGCAAUUAUUAGGAAGCGCUUUGUUUGCCGUAGUAUUGCACAUAACCUUACAUUCCUCACACAAUGUUUAGAGUAUGGUGUUUGCCCUCAGUCUAUACAAAACCGCGUUCACAAGGCAAAAGCUUAUCAUUCACUCAAGCUGGAACGGGUUUUUAUCAAAGACGAUAUUAGCCGUAGUAAGGACACUCUUAGCAAAGUCAAAUCCCAGUUCAGACAUCUAUACGCUCUGGCUCGUUCCUUUCUCUCGCCGUUGGACUUCUUGCGUUUCUCGAACCUUCUGUCUCAGAACGACGCUAACCAACAAGUUCGCCUGAUUACAAAAUAUCGUAAGAAUUUGAACUGGCUUCGUAAGAAACGGUUCGGCUCCUUCACCAUUGACCAUAGCACCAUCAUCAACAUCGCCAAUGUAGAACUUAGCAACAUAGAGAAAGAUCUCUUGUGUAGGGGCAUUGAUUACGGAGUUCCUCCUACUUCGCUGAAACCUGAAGUGACUUUAAUGGAAUUUGAACUACUUUACAAUAAAUUAUCUGAAUUCAGACCUUGUUCGGAUACUCAGAAGUCACUUUGUGCUGCCAAGCUGAGAUCGAUAGCUGAAGAGCAUGCCACACAACAACCAGACCGUAAAUCUUUCUCUUUGUCUCGAGAGCACUUGAAAGCCCUCCGAGAUCUCAGAGCACGGAAAGACAUUAUUAUCACGAGACCGGACAAAGGUAGAGCCACUGUUAUAAUCACUAAAGAACAAUACCACACGAAGAUGGCUACUAUCCUUGAUGAUCGGUCGAAGUUUGUUAAGUUAGGCCCUGUACAGAUACACGACCGUACAAUUGCUAUAGAAUCUGAUAUCAUCAAGUACUUGCGGAAGCUGCGGAAUGCAGAGGAAAUAUCUAAAUAUGAGUACUUACGAAUUAAACCGAUUGGUUCAACACGGCCCAGACUUUAUGGAUUGCCGAAAAUCCAUAAGAAGGAUUGUCCCCUUCGCCCAAUACUUUCAAUGUGUGGUUCACCUCAAUAUACAGUUUCGAAAUGGUUGUGCGAUAUGAUUACACCAGUGGCUAAGUACUAUUGCAAACACAAUGUAAAAGACACUUUCCAAUUCAUCGAUAUCCUGCGUGAGCAGCCAGUACCGUCUUCUUCCCACAUGUGCUCCUUCGACGUUGUAAGCUUGUUCACCAAUGUGCCCGUGAUGGAGACAAUUGACAUUUGCGCUAAUGCUCUGUACCACGAUAAAGAGUACAGUAAACAGUUCGAUUCUCCCUGGAUGUCCGAAACUGCGUUCCGCAGACUAAUGCAGAUGAUGACAACUGAUGUUGAAUUUUCUUUUGAUGACACCAUGUACCGCCAAAUUGACGGGGUGGCCAUGGGUUCACCAUUAGGUCCAGUUCUGGCCAAUGUGUUUGUCGGGUUUUAUGAAUCGAAGAUUCCAAGUGCGAUGUGGCCAAGCUUAUAUGUUAGAUUCGUAGAUGAUUCGUUCACGCAUUUCCGUAAUCUGGAACAAUCGAAUGAGUUUCUUGGUAUGCUCAACAACCUACAUCCCGCUCUGAAAUUUACAUGUGAACAUGAGCAGUCAAACCGUUUGUCUUUUCUCGAUGUGUUAGUCGAGAAAACGGAGAUGGCUGUUUCAACUUCAGUAUAUCGAAAACCAACGUUCACCGGGCAAUACAUUGUCUACGACUCCUAUUGCUCGACUUUAUACAAAACUAAUCUCGUACGAAAUUUGAUCAUGCGCGCUAGGCGGAUUUGCUCGCCUGAUAAGCUUCAGCAAGAGCUUUGUUUCCUGAAGAAGGUAUUCGUUCGGAAUGGAUAUCCUGUUCAGCUCCUCAGUAAGCUGUUUAGUGAACCUGAUAUUCAGGUUGCCGAGCCUGAGUUUGGACCUGACCCAUGUCGUGUAUUUUUACGACUUCCAUGGAAAGGUCAAAUUUCGCUGGAUGUGGCCCGCGCCGUGAGGACUGUGGUCAGACAAACCUAUUUUGCCACAGCAUUGACAACUGUCUUCACUACGGCCCGUGCGUUCACGGUGAAGAAGGAUGUUCUUCCUACCCAACUAAUUAGCCAUGUAAUCUAUCAUUUUGAAUGUCGGCAUUGUGAUAGCCGAUAUGUAGGAAGAACCCUUCAGCACCUGAACGCACGCGUCAAACAACAUGUACCAUUGUACCUUUUGUCAGAUGCAGCCAAAGCCCAGCGACCUGGGCGAGGCCGUCCCCGCAAACAGGUGCCAGUUGCACAACAGAACCACACUAUUACAGCAGCGGGUGAACCCACUGCAAGUGCACAGUUACGUGAGACUGUAGGAAAUGGACAAGCACAGGUACGGAGACCAGUAACAAGGAGCAUGACUCGUGCGCUGGUAAUGGCAUCUACAACCGGACAUGGACUGGCAGUG